UGCAAGCCGCACUCGAGCUGAGUCGGUUUUCGUCUGCCUGGCAGCGCGGUUCUGAAACGCGUUCAAUUCGUUGGAAAAUAAGCUCGGCUCGCUGGUUCGGUGGUUUCGGUGGCCAGCUCAAUUGUGUAACAUCGGGGCUCUGCGUGAAAAUCGUGAAAAUUUCGAAAGUGCGCAACCGAUUGCAGCGAACACACGAAUUUGGAUACACACACUUGCUGCAUACAGGAAGUUUUGAUUCACUUGGUCAGAUCGAAACUUAAAGAUCAAGUAUAAUUAGUAGUUUCGUUUGAAGUCGUUGGAUUGGAUUUCUGAAAUUCCUACAACUGACCUGGCAAACUCCUAGUCUGGCUAACAUGGACGAGGCAAAAUUAAUGAACCUGAGGAAUGGAUUUACGAAAUCAUUGGACGAUCAUUGUCAGCUUAUUACUGGCACAAAGGAUGAGUCGCCCAUGCAAAUGUUUUACAAGGAUAAGGGCGUCUUUCUCACUGGCGGCACCGGCUUCUUUGGCAAAAUUAUUAUUGAGAAACUGUUGCGCGUUACGGAGGUGGCCCAAAUAUAUUUGCUGAUACGCACCAAAAAGGGCAAGGAUGCCCAUGCACGCAUUGAGGAUUUGUUCAACGAUCCGGUCUUUGCCAAAAUGAAACAGAUCAAUCCAAAGUAUCGCUGUCAGAUCACAAUCAUCAGCGGUGAUUGCUCGCUGCCUGGCCUGGGCAUCUCCUCGAACGAGCGUGAGACCAUUAAGGAGAAUGUCAACAUCGUGCUACACAGUGCGGCCACAGUGCGCUUCGAUGAGAAGCUCAAAAUGGCAAUUGCAAUCAAUGUGCACGGCACAAAGGAGAUAAUCAAGCUGGCCAAAGAGAUUGUUAACUUGAAGGCUCUCGUGCAUGUCUCGACCGCAUUUGCUCACUGCAAUUUGCGCUACAUCCAGGAGAAGUUCUACAGCGGCACAAUGACUGGCGACAAUGCCUUCAAGCUGACUGAGUGCCUGGACGAGCAUACGUUGAAUACGCUGACGCCGACGAUUAUAAAGGGAUAUCCGAAUACAUAUACCUACACCAAAGUGCUAGCAGAGAAUGUGGUGCAGCAAGAUGCACAGAAGUUGCCCGUAACCAUAUUUCGACCGGGCAUUGUGAUUACCAGCUAUCGGGAGCCAGUGACUGGCUGGAUUGACAAUAUGUAUGGACCCUGCGGCGUCAUCGUGGGCAUUGGCUCGGGCGUGUUGCGCGUUUUUACUGGAAACAUGGACAACAAAGCUCACAUCGUGCCAGUGGACUUGUGUGUGAAUGCUUUGCUGGCCAGUGCCUGGGAUGUGGCACGAAAUACAUACGAAACACCGCCGAUAUAUAACUAUGUGCCAGACGCGGAUAACAUGGUCACCUGGCGGAACUAUAUGCAAACGGGUUUCAAGCACGUCAACGAUAUACCCAUGCGAAAGUCCAUCUGGUAUCCGUGCUUCACCAUCGUGCCCCACAUGUGGCAGUAUCAUAUACUCUGCUUUUUAUAUCACACAUUGCCCGCCAUGUUCAUGGAUUUAAUUAUGGUUUUGAUGGGCAAGAAACCAAGAAUGAUGAAAAUCUAUCGCAAGAUACACAAAUUCAGCAAUGUGCUCAAGUUCUUCAGCUCAAAUGAGUUCCGUUUCGAUAAUGACAAUGUGCGGCGACUGGUGGAUAAACUAGAUGAGCGAGACAAGCGAAUAUUCGCCUUCGAUAUGCGAGACUUGGACUGGACAAAUCUAUUCCGGGUGAGCUUAUAUGGGCUGCGCUUGUAUGUUGUGAAGGAUGAUCCCAACAACCUACCUGAAUCCAUUAGGCGCAUUAAGCGCAUGAUGAUUCUGCACUAUAGCACACUGGCCAUCGUCUACUCGUUAACAGCUUGGGCGCUCUACGGACUGGUGAAGUUAAUGUUCUUCUAAUUUCUAUGGAAUUUCUUAAAGCAUCUAUGUGUAUAUCGAGGUUAACUUUUCUCUUCUUAUAUCGUCUUUGUAACAAUUCAAUUUCGGAUUAGCUUAGUUCUAGUUUGUAGUGCAUCUCGACACAUUGAUUACGUUUAGUCCUAUGGUUAAAGCGCUCUAUCCGAUAUUCUGUUUAGUCUUAGCUUGUAAAAGUACAACUACUACUAAAGUUGAUCGAUCAUGUAACACAUACUGUGUAUAUAUUUAUGUACGAACCUAAUCGAAUUGCAAUAAAAAUCGCUUUAUAUUUUUU
Molecule: messenger RNA, 2205 nt
Organism: Drosophila hydei
Lineage: Eukaryota; Metazoa; Arthropoda; Insecta; Diptera; Drosophilidae
Product: fatty acyl-CoA reductase wat
Exons: 11
Coding region: 354-1913 (519 amino acids)
Biological process (GO): long-chain fatty-acyl-CoA metabolic process
Cellular component (GO): peroxisome
Molecular function (GO): alcohol-forming very long-chain fatty acyl-CoA reductase (NADP+) activity
Source: RefSeq, a predicted model, not a curated record